Hydatigera taeniaeformis is the source of this 321-nucleotide messenger RNA. The record is from the annotation of a GenBank genome assembly. NCBI's taxonomy places the organism in Eukaryota, Metazoa, Platyhelminthes, Cestoda, Cyclophyllidea, Taeniidae.
UGUGAGAUCUUCGUGUACGCCUGUCGCAUAGUGGGCGAACGAGAGCAACAACUGCCCACGCCGCUGGAGCGGUUCACGCAUUUCGCCCAACUGGAUCCGCGCUUUUUAAUGCCUUUACACUUGGCCGAGGCAUAUGAACGCAAAGCCUUAGCGAGCUGUGGUACCGCUCUCCGGCAGCUUGCCAUCCGACUGCCUCCCAACAAUGUCUCUGCGGCGCCGGCCACGUUGACCCAAUUUACGCGACCCCCACCAGCACCGGCGCCGGCGUUAACUCGUCCACAACUUCAGUUGCAUCCCCUCAAAGGUCUAUCACUGGCAUGA